CGCGCCCAGUCCCAGGCUGCACACCGGCCUAGGCGCGGCGGCCCGAGAUAGGGUCCCUUGAGCCUCCCGGGGGAGGAGAGGAGCCAGCCGCGCGCUCCGCCCCCUCCCCCCGGGUUGCCGCCGCCGCCACCACCGCCACCGCCACCUCGCCGCCCCAGCCUGGCGGGGAAGAGGAGCAGCAGUUGCAGGCCUCCGGGCCCCCGCACAGCCGCCCGCAGGAUAAUUCUGAUUCAUUGCAUCCUUGAAGAGCAUCAAUAGAAGAGGGGGAAAAAAGAUGGGUGUGAAAACAUUUACUCACAGCUCCUCUUCCCACAGCCAGGAAAUGCUGGGAAAACUAAAUAUGCUACGAAAUGAUGGACAUUUUUGUGAUAUCACUAUUCGUGUCCAGGACAAAAUCUUCCGGGCUCACAAGGUGGUACUAGCAGCUUGCAGUGAUUUCUUUCGAACCAAACUUGUGGGCCAAACAGAGGAUGAGAACAAAAAUGUGUUGGAUCUGCAUCAUGUUACAGUGACUGGCUUUAUACCUCUUUUAGAAUACGCUUAUACAGCCACUCUGUCAAUUAACACGGAAAAUAUUAUUGAUGUUCUAGCGGCAGCCAGCUAUAUGCAAAUGUUUAGUGUUGCAAGUACAUGCUCAGAGUUCAUGAAGUCAAGUAUUUUGUGGAAUACACCUAAUAGCCAACCAGAAAAGGGUCUAGAUGCUGGACAAGAGAAUAGUUCCAACUGCAAUUUUACUUCUCGAGAUGGAAGCAUUUCUCCAGUGUCUUCAGAGUGCAGUGCUGUGGAAAGAACCAUUCCUGUCUGCAGAGAGUCCCGGAGAAAACGAAAAAGCUACAUUGUUAUGUCUCCUGAGAGUCCUGUAAAAUGUAGCACACAAACAAGUUCCCCCCAGGUAUUGAAUUCUUCAGCUUCCUAUGCAGAAAAUAGAAAUCAGCCAGUUGACUCUUCUUUAGCGUUUCCAUGGACUUUCCCUUUUGGGAUAGAUCGAAGGGUUCAGCCUGAGAAAGCAAAGCAGGCAGAAAAUACCCGGACUUUAGAAAUGCCUGGCCCAUCUGAGGCAGGUAGAAGAGUGGCUGACUAUGUGACUUGUGAGAGCACAAAAACUACCUUGCCUCUAGGUACAGAAGAUGAUGUCCGGGUCAAAGUAGAAAGAUUAAGUGAUGAGGAAGUCCACGAGGAAGUGUCCCAGCCCGUUAGUGCAUCUCAGAGCUCACUGAGUGAUCAGCAGACGGUGCCUGGAAGUGAACCAGUUCAAGAGGACCUUCUGAUUAGUCCACAGUCUUCCUCUAUAGGCUCAGUAGAUGAAGGAGUCACUGAAGGAUUGCCUACACUUCAGAGCACUUCUACCACCAAUGCUCAUGCAGAUGACGAUGACAGAUUGGAAAAUGUUCAGUAUCCCUAUCAACUCUACAUUGCUCCUUCUACCAGCAGUACAGAACGACCAAGUCCAAAUGGUCCAGACAGACCUUUUCAAUGUCCAACCUGUGGGGUUCGCUUCACCCGUAUUCAGAAUCUAAAACAGCACAUGCUUAUCCACUCAGGAAUUAAACCAUUUCAGUGUGACUGCUGUGGAAAAAAGUUUACCAGGGCUUACUCGCUAAAGAUGCAUCGCCUAAAGCAUGAAGGUAAACGCUGUUUCCGGUGCCAGAUAUGUAGUGCCACUUUCACUUCCUUCGGGGAGUAUAAACACCAUAUGAGGGUUUCCCGGCACAUUAUCCGCAAGCCUCGGAUUUACGAGUGCAAAACAUGUGGCGCCAUGUUCACCAACUCUGGAAAUUUAAUCGUGCACCUGAGGAGUCUGAACCAUGAAGCAUCAGAGCUAGCAAACUACUUCCAGAGCAGUGAUUUCUUAGUACCGGACUACUUAAACCAGGAGCAAGAAGACACCCUUGUUCAAUAUGAUCUUGGAGAACAUACUUUUGAAAGCAACUCUUCUGUUCAAAUGCCUGUGAUUUCACAGGUCUCCUCAACCCAGAAUUGUGAAAGCACUUUUCCCCUGGGGUCUCUUGGUGGGCUUGCAGAAAAGGAGGAGGAACUGCAAGAGCAGCCAAAGACCAGUGCUCAUGCUGAGACUCCCAGAGAUGACCCCCCCAAGGCAGAGCUAUCUUCUAUAACUAUUGAGUAAUUCUGUGAUUGGCCUGGGUUUUGGUUUUUUGGAAAGUGCCUGUGCUUGGUCUCACAUGUUUAAAUUUAAUUUAAUUUUUUAAAGAAGGGUUCCCUUUGUAAGCCCUGAAACUGGAGGGUUCUUUGUUUUGCUUUGUUUUUUUCAUAGCUGAGAGAUUGCUUCUGUAUUUAUACAAUAAGGUAACAUUGAAACAGAACAUACACUUUGAGACUUAAGGAAAAGCAGCUGACUUAGAACAUGGCAGUUCUUCCUCCCAUUGUUAAAAGUGGGCAGCAGCAGAUACAAAAGAAAUCAGGUUGUUCUUGACCUUCCUGAGAAAGAGGGCUAAUGAGAAGUUACUAAACCAUUUGACAAUGCCUAAGUAAAUGUUUACUCCUAGAUGCAGGGUGUUAUAAAGCCUGUAGAUUUGGAAGUAUUUACGAUAAUUUUUUUUCAGAUGAAGGUAAAUAACUUCUGAAAUCCAGUAUAUUCUUUUAAGCCAUUUUGAAUUUUUAUGGUGAAAAAAUAUUAUCAGGCAGGCAUUUCCUGUACCUUUAUAGUACCACUCCAAAGGCUAAUAAGAGGUGUGAUUGAGAAGAGUCAGGCUGUGCAUGGAAUGGCAGGGUGCAGAACGAGGUACGUAUACCCAGCUUUUCAAGAACUCUUCAGACCAUUUCUCUUCCUGGUCAUUGAAUGCUGACACCUGGCUAACUAGGACAUUGCUCAGAGAAGUGUCCUCAUGUCCCACCAACAGCACUUUCACUUGCAUAUACUAUUGUGCUGCCAUAUAAAAGAAAAACAUUGAAGAUAUUCUAUAUUUUAUAUAUAGGUUUAUGUAUUGUUGAGGAUGUCAAUGCUGUGCUGUUUUGGACAAAAUAAAAGAAUUCUGUUUUGAGGCUACAUUCUUAACCCAAUUAAGAUUGUUUACAAGAUCACAUAUGACAACAAUAUAAUGUCCUUAUUCCAAAAUAUUUUAAGGUAUUGCCAAGUUUGUUAAAAAGCAGCUAUUAUAGUUGUUACGGGAUGUAAGCAAUAAUGUGAAAGAUAAGAAGAGGUUGUAAAAUGAUCGUCUGUGACUCAGAAAUUGGAGGAGGGAUUGUUAAGACUAGAAUCUAAAAACUUUGCUACUCAGAUGAUAACAUUUAUAUGAUACUCUAGAUUCGGAUAUACUUUUUUUAUCUGCUAACAUUAAUGCUUCUUCCAUCUGAAAUAUUCAUGAAUCUACAAAUAAUGAACUUUUGUGUAAUUUUUUUAUAUAGAAAAUAGCCCCAAUGUUUAUCAUUAUGAUAGCCCCUGAUGAGGUUAGAAGAUAAAAACAACAUAUUUUUUUUGUUUGACUUUGGAUAUUAUCCUUUGUUUUGUGACAGGAUCAUAGGUAGCCCAGGUUGGUCCAGAACUCAUGAUCCUCUUGCCCCAGUUUGCUCAUAACCCUUGCUAACAUAUAUUAUAGACAUACCACCACACCCAGUUCGAACUAUAGUCUUAGUCAAACACAUGAUCUGAUUUUUAUCCCAAUGCCAGGCCUUACUUACUUUUUAUAUUAUAGUAAUUUGUUUCUUUAAAAUUUAUUAAUUCUGUAAUUUGAUUUCUAUCUCUGUCCAUUUUUUUUUUCUUAAUACUGAGAAUUGAACCCAGGACUUUACAUCUUAUGAGCACAUGCUCUAUCACUAGAUACAACCCCGCCCUUAUUUCCAGUGUUUUACCUGACUCAUGAGCUUAUUUGCUCCCAAGCAUAAGUGUGUGACUUUCAGAAAAUCAGUAAUCGGUAACUAGAAAAGUCAGUAAUUUUUAUUUUAUUAUCAUAUUUGAUCUUUGAAAACUGUGCCUACUAAUUAAUAAAUCCAAAAACUCAUUAGAA
Grammomys surdaster is the source of this 3962-nucleotide messenger RNA. RefSeq names its product zinc finger and BTB domain containing 44 (gene Zbtb44). The record is from RefSeq and is a predicted model, not a curated record. The transcript has 6 exons. NCBI's taxonomy places the organism in Eukaryota, Metazoa, Chordata, Mammalia, Rodentia, Muridae. The coding region runs from base 275 to 2125 and encodes 616 amino acids. Gene Ontology annotation, molecular function: protein binding.